Molecule: messenger RNA, 531 nt
Organism: Alternaria infectoria
Lineage: Eukaryota; Fungi; Ascomycota; Dothideomycetes; Pleosporales; Pleosporaceae
Exons: 3
Coding region: 1-531 (176 amino acids)
Biological process (GO): regulation of transcription by RNA polymerase II
Cellular component (GO): nucleus
Source: RefSeq, a predicted model, not a curated record
AUGGGAGUUUCGUCGACACCGGAGCGAGAUGCUUUGACCCAGCAUGAAGGCUGCGAGAAGCAAUUCUCCCGACUGGACACGUACCAAAGGCAUCAACGAACGCAUCGAGAGGACUCUAAGCGUUUCCCAUGCAAGUAUUGCAAGAAGUACCGAGGAAAGAAUGGCUUCAAACGCAAGGAUCAUCUCACACAGCACGUUCGGAAUUAUCAUCAUAUUGGCGAAGGCGAUCAGGUCUGCAAGCUGGACGACCGCAAGUGGUGCCCAAAGAAAGAGUGUCCCGAAUCGAGACCUGCUAGCGUAGACGACUGGCAACAAGGUGCUUUCGCGACUUCCAAGGAAUGGGUCAAGCAUAUGCGUACUGUGCACGACGAAUCCGGAUUCUCCUGCCCACAGGCUGGCUGCGAUCGCAUCAAUGGAAAAGGAUACUUUCGCCCUGCGGACCUCCGAAUUCAUCUACGCAAAGCCCAUGGCACGGAUGGCUCUUUCGACCAGAGCAUUCGGAACGACUUGAGCACUGAUCUUUGGUCCUAA